Colletotrichum lupini is the source of this 5784-nucleotide messenger RNA. RefSeq lists its product as uncharacterized. Gene Ontology annotation, biological process: transmembrane transport. The record is from RefSeq and is a predicted model, not a curated record. Bases 1 to 5784 code for a protein of 1927 amino acids. Gene Ontology annotation, cellular component: membrane. NCBI's taxonomy places the organism in Eukaryota, Fungi, Ascomycota, Sordariomycetes, Glomerellales, Glomerellaceae. Gene Ontology annotation, molecular function: ATP hydrolysis activity; ABC-type transporter activity; ATP binding. The transcript is spliced from 26 exons.
AUGGCUGCCAACUACUGGGAGUCAACCCAGCGUCGCUUCUGGCUCUUCUCCAAAGAUGAACUCCAAGCAGUGCGCCAGAAGCUCGAAGACGAUAAUUCCGACCUAGUCCAGAUGUUUCCUCUCCCGCAACAGCGGCACCUAGGCAUUUACUUCAAUCAGCAGGUCAAUCGGCUCGGCAAACGCAUGGUAGUCCGACAGCAGGCCAUGGCCACCGCCCAGGUUUAUAUCAAACGCUUCUACACCAAGGUCGAAAUCCGGCGAACAAAUCCAUACCUGGUCGUUGCAACCGCGCUGUAUCUGGCUUGCAAGAUGGAAGAGUCCCCGCAGCAUAUCCGCUUGAUCGUCAGUGAAGCUCGCUCCCUGUGGCCCGAUUUCCUCGGUCUCGACACCUCGAAGCUCGGCGAGUGCGAGUUCUUCAUGAUAUCCGAGAUGAGCUCUCAGCUCAUAGUUCAUCAACCGUAUCGAACCCUGAACAACUACCAACAGGAGUUGAAUUUGACCCAGGAGGACGUCGCCCUGGGCUGGUCCAUAAUCAACGAUCACUACAUGACGGAUCUACCGUUGCUAUAUCCACCCCAUACGAUUGCCCUCACAGCAAUUUUGCUUGUAUUGGUUCUGCGACCCUCGCCUAACAUGUCUGGUUCCAACCCGCCAUCCGCCGCUGGUAUUGCUGCUGCAAGCGCAGCGUUAGCUCAGGCCCAAGGCCGAGUGCCUGGACUGCCUCCGACUCCCGGAACACCGAACCCCGCGGAUAAAGAGAAGCAACCGGAGGCUAGGUUCACCCGGGUGCAGCGGUACGGUGCUUGGCUGGCCGAAAGCAACGUUGAUAUCGCUGCCAUGGUUGACUGCACCCAAGAGCUGAUUUCGUUUUACGAUUGUCACGAGCAGUACAAUGAUAAGCUCUCUCGGGAGCAAAUCAACCGCUUUGUCAAGGCCCGGGUUCUUGACAAGAGUUCGGAUAGCCUGCUCAUUGAGAGCACUACUAGAACAAGUACCGACUCCUCGAAAGUCACCAUGCGGAACAGCAUGAGAAACGGCAUCAGCCAGAUGCAUACACCUGGAGCAAGACUUUACAGUGGCCCUCAAGUAUUCAAUCCAAUAAGACUGAGGGAUCGGAAAGCAGAAAUGCCCGAGAGUCUUCGAAUGAGAAAAGGCAUCGAUCGUCUCACGCAGCUUGACAUCGCAAGCGCUUUCGGGACUCAUUGUGCUAUGCUCAAAAGACUGGAUACUGGCAUUGUCAACGUUGCUUACUUCAUGCAGGGGAUGCGGCCCUAUAAGUCCAACAGGGAAGUUGUUGGAUUCAAGCAAGUAAACAGACCUCGUAUGCCUUGUGCAUCUCGCCUACACUCAAACAUCGUAUCCAGCCUCGCCAAGCGCUCCACUUGGAAUACAGACCCCUUGUUCACCAAAUAUGGGUCAGAAGGCACGCGGCGGACAAUACCCAUGACGCUCAAAACAAUAACAAUUCAGCCUCUUGAUUCCGUCUUUGUUAUCUUACCUCAAUCAUCUGCUACUUCUGAGUGCACGGAGACCCAGAGAAGAAGAGAAGAAUCGAUGCGAGGGAAAGGGGAGAUCUCCCUUGUUUUUGCUGUUGCUGUCAUUCCGUCUAUCGAAGCUUCGCAAAGAAACGAUCAAGGUCAUUCCGGAACACCACGGCCAUGGCAAAGUUUUGUGGCCCAGUCAAUCAUACUCGCUACGACAGCACUCUCGACGCCCCGACUUGGGCUCAAUCUAGCUUCUGCUAUUUUGUCCUUGGUGGCUUAUGUGGGCCUCUGCCCGCUGCUCUUGUUGGAGCACACCAAGUCCGUCAGGCCGUCGGAUCUCGCUGUUGUCUAUCUGCUUGUAUCGUCGGGAUGCAAUUUGCUUGAUUUGGGAACGGGAGUUCCUGACAAUGGGUCCGCCAUAAUCGUCGUCCCGGCAUUUACGAGUCUUUGCAUCAAGGGCGUGCUUCUGGUUGUUGAACUUCGAGGAAAGCAAACGAUCCUGCAGAGUCCUCGUGAUCAGUGGUCUCCAGAGGAAUUGUCCAAUAUUCUGGAUCGAACGUUCUUUGGAUGGAUCAAUCCGAUUAUCGCCCGAGGGAACAGAUACAUUCUAACUGGAGACUGCCUUCCAUUGAUGGACAGCAAGCUGUCAUCGCAACUUCGACGCCAGCAAGCCCUGCAAGCAUGGAGUCAGAGAAACAAGCCCGAGAAAAAGACGACGCUGCCCAAAGUACUGCUGCGUAGUAUUCUUCCGCAGUUUCUUGUGCCCAUCAUCCCUCGCUUUGUUCUCAUCGGAUUCCGCUACGCUCAGCCGGUCCUAAUCGGUACUGUCAUCCGCUCCAUCAGCAUGUCAUCCGAGGAAUCUCAAGAUGGAGGGUACUCAGUUGUGUCGAUGGCUGUCUUUGUCUAUGUGGGUUUGGCUAUCGCGAGAACUGCCUACCAGCACAGUCUCAACCGCCUCAAGAUCAUGAUCAGGGGCGCUGUUGUUGGUCUCCUCAACAACAAGCAGCUCAAUCAGCAGUCUACUGGCUAUGGCGAUGCAAAGGUGGUUACUUUGAUGAGUACAGACGCAGACAACGUGGUUCAGUCGGCUUCCAUGUUCCACGAGACGUGGGCGCAGAUCAUCGAGGUUGGUAUAGGCACCGCGAUGCUAGCUCGGAGAGUCGGUUGGGUUUGCGCGGUUCCAUUCGUCAUGAUCUUUUUUUGCUCUCGUGUGAGUCGAUAUCUGGCAAAGAAUCUCCAGAGCAAGCAAAAGGAUUGGUCUGUGGCUACUCAGAACCGAAUCGCCAUGACCACGUCUAUGCUUGGCUCGGUCAAGAGUCUGAAGAUGCUUGGGAUCGUAGACCAUACGGAAUCUCUGAUCCUCUCCUUACGCCUUCGGGAGCUAGAAAUGGCCAAGAAAGUCCGGUGGAUGAUGGUCGCUUAUAACGCGAGUGCAAACGCUCUCGGUAUUUUCGCCCCCAUUCUCACGCUCGUUCUGUACGUGAUCGUCGCGAGACUUAACGGCUCCGCACUCGAUGUUGAGACCGCCUUCACGACUACGGCGCUACUCGGCUUGGUGACGCACCCUGCCAACAUGAUUAUGACCAUCGUGCCGCAAGCUGUGGGCUCUCUGGCGGCUUUUGAACGAAUUCAGCAAUAUCUCAUUGAGCCACCCCGAAAUGACCAAAGACUUAUUUUCGAUAAAGCAGAAGACAGCCUCGUCGACAUUUCGCCCGCCAUAUCUUUGGAAGCCGUCACUAUCCAAGGGCUCACUGCAUCGAAACCUCCGGCUUUCAGCAAUCUCAACCUCGUUAUUGACAAGGGUUCAAUGGUCAUGUGUUCUGGUCCCGUUGGAAGCGGCAAAACGACGCUUGUCCGAGCCCUCUUGGGUGAGGUCCCUACGGCUUCUGGGACGAUAUCUGUGUCGACGAAGCAUAUAGGAUACUGCGAGCAGUCUCCUUGGUUACCAAGCGGAACCUUCAAACAAGCAGUCUGCGGUUUCCUCCCCGAGGAGCCAAGCUGGUAUCAGGAGGUGAUCCAACUAUGCUGCCUCGAUGAGGACCUCCUGGCAAAUCCCAGCGGCGACAGUACCAUGAUAGGAAGCCGAGGCUUGAACCUUUCUGGAGGACAACGACAACGAGUGGCUCUUGCUCGAGCCAUAUACGCCCGCAGUGAGAUUGUGAUCUUGGACGAUAGCUUCAGCGCACUUGACGGUAAAACAGAAAGUCGUAUUGUUGAGAACCUGCUUGGUUCUGCAGGUCAUUUCAGGAAAACGGGCACGACUGUCCUCCUUGUUACUCAUUCUACUGCGCAUUUCAACUUAGCAGACCAGCUAAUUAUCCUGGGUGGCGGAGCCAUUGCGUACCAGGGGACGUGGGAUGACCUGAAGCAGAACCCCAAGUACGCCUCACUGAAAGUUAAUAUUGUUGAUUCAAAGAACGAUACGGUCGUGAAGCAGCCCCAAGUGGACAAGACCGUGCAGAGCCAGAAUUUGAAGAUGGCCGAGGCUGUUUCUGAUCUCAGCAGAGCAACGGGAGACAUCUCUCUCUAUGGAUACUAUUUCCGGGCUGUAGGCUUUCGUCAUAUCCUACUACUUCUCGCUUGCACCUCAACAUAUUCUUUCUUCGUAACUUUCCCUCAGUACUGGUUGCAAAAGUGGACGGAGGCACCAGUAUCCCAGACAACAUUCUAUAUUUGUGGCUACCUCAUCUCAUCUUUACUAGCAUGGCUCGCUACAAGCGGAACGAUGUGGUCAACCCAAAUCCUGAUCGCACCCGCUUCCGGCACUGAACUACAUCGCCGCCUACUCUCAACUAUCAUCGGUGCCCCACUGUCGUAUUUCUCAAAGACUGAUAUGGGAGUUACAUUGAAUCAUUUCAGUCAGGAUAUACAACUGGUGGAUAAGCAGUUGCCGCCAGCCAUCAUGUCCAUGUCGAAUCAGGUCUUCAAGCUGCUCGUACAGGUGGUUUUGUUAUUCAGCACACAAAAGCUGCUGGCUCUGUCGCUUCCCCUUUGCGCCGCGGUCGUGUAUCUCGUGCAGCGGGUGUACUUACGCACCUCGCGACAAUUGCGUCUGCUAGAUCUCGAGUCGCAGUCGGCAGUCUACUCGAGCUUCCUCGAAUCAGUUGAAGGCGUCACGACUAUCCGAGCUUUUGGUUGGGAGAAACAAGCCGAGCAUGCCAACGUGGUCUGUCUUGAUAAGUCGCAGAAGCCAGCAUAUAUCCUCUUCUGUCUACAACAGUGGCUGGGCAUCGUUCUGGAUCUCAUGGUUGCUGCGAUUGCCACAGGCCUCAUCACACUUGCAGUUUUUGUGAGGGGAACGACGACGGCCGGUCAGAUUGGUAUGGCGUUGAAUAUUGUGUUGGCUGCGAACGCGACGCUUCUUAGCCUCGUGACAUCUUGGACGAAUAUGGAGAUUUCCCUAGGUGCCAUAUCUCGCUUGAAGACCUUGGAGGCCGAUACGCCGAAAGAGGAACAGCCGCACGAGGACUUUGUUCCCACGGAGGCGUGGCCGUCAUCUGGAUCAGUCGAGUUCGACAAGGUCACCGUUUCGUAUAACCCCGACGCAGUGGCUUUACAAGACGUUACCCUGAAGGCCUCUCCAGGCCAGCAAUUGAUCGUUUGCGGUCGAACGGGCAGCGGCAAAAGCACCCUACUCCUCACCCUCCUACGUCUUCUUGACACGGAUGCUGGAAGCAUCAGGAUUGACGGGGUCGAUCUACGUCUCGUGCCACGUUCUCUAAUUCGACAGAAGUGCUUCAUCACGGUUUCCCAAGAGUCAUUCAUUCUGGGACAUGCCAGUCUCCGCUUCAACCUCGAUCCCUCAACUUCUCUCCCAGAUGAAGCCAUCAUCUCAGCCCUCGAGAGGGUGGGCCUUCUGUCACACUUCUACCUACAAAACACUUCAUCUGGAGAGGAAACUCGCAACACUCUAGACAGCCCACUAUCCUCUCUGCCACAAAUGUCCACCGGUCAAUCGCAGCUAUUCGCACUAGCUAGAGCGCUCGUACAACUCAAAUCCAUCAACCACCCGCCCGAAUCAUCAGCAAACGGAACUGAAUGCCGACACAUCAUGCCGAUUCUUCUGUUGGAUGAAGCCACAUCCUCGCUCGAUACCGAGACUGAAUCUGUCACACGCGACAUCAUAAACCAGGAGUUCACAGACAAGGGCCACACGGUGAUAGCAAUCACACAUAGGCUGGGCGGCGUGACGGAAGGCUUGCGGCCAGAACGGGAUGCCAUGGUCUUGUUGUCCAAGGGCAAGAUUGGGAAGCUUGGCGAGGCGGAGGAUGUGUUGGACGCGGCGGCUUUGAAGGGGUAG